Molecule: messenger RNA, 1065 nt
Organism: Brettanomyces bruxellensis
Lineage: Eukaryota; Fungi; Ascomycota; Pichiomycetes; Pichiales; Pichiaceae
Exons: 1
Coding region: 1-1065 (354 amino acids)
Biological process (GO): regulation of cell cycle
Cellular component (GO): nucleus
Source: RefSeq, a predicted model, not a curated record
AUGUCGAAAAAGGUCUCGAAGGGCGCAAUUGGGGAACUCCUAAGUUCAACAAAAAAUGCAAUUGCAUUAUGGAUCCAAGUGAUAGACUGUAACGGUAAGAAAAACCAAAGCCAGUUAUCAACGCAGAUAAAAGCUUCGAAGCUUGAAAAACCAUUGGAUGAUUUAACAAAGAUUACAACAUUGAUGCAUGCUCAUGGAACCAAACUCGGAAUAGUAUUCAAGGCACCGAUACCGGAGGAAAAUUAUCAUGCAUGUUUUAAAGAACUUGAAGGCUGCGUGAAGACCUUGAUGCUUUUCAUGAGUUUGUUUAAACAGCUUGUGAACGAGGAAAACAAAUACUCUCAUCUUUUUAUUGAUGAACUCACAAAGGCGGCAAGGUCACUUUUAUCAGCGGUGCAGGAUCUUCUUGCUGAGAUGGAAAAGGAAUUAAACAACACAGAGAGCACAAACCGCAAAGAAAGACUUAUUUCCGUGGGAAAAAUAUGGCAGGCAUGUAAAAAUAUUGAUGAUGACUUAGGGGAAGGACCAUCCGGAAUAAUUAAGAAGAGACUUAGAGAGACGAACAGGCUCAUCAAGGAUGCGGACCAGGAGUAUGAGGAGUGGCUCGAGAAUCCAAGCACAGAGAAUUAUGACAAUGAUCUAGACGAUGCAUUUGGAAUUGAAAGUGAGAAGGGGGAUGUAGAGCAAACUGAACAGGGUGAUAAUGUAGUUGAAGAGGGAUUCUUGAAGUAUGCGAAGGGAAAAGCAUCAAAGUUACGGAUGAUAAGACUAUUGAUAGUGUCGCUCAACAAAUCAAUACCAUCAAGCCGGUACAAUGUAAGAUACGCCAGAAGCAUCGACUUGUUGGACUCCGAGCGUGUCAGAUUAGCAGCAAUAGUUGACGAUUUUGUGGCUGCUGUAGUGUAUGACCAGGAUAUGGAAGAGGCGGUCAAGGCUGGCGAACUUUUACAGAAACAAGCAUUGAAGAUUGCCAAACUUGUUUCGAAGUUGAAUGAGGGAAAUAAGCUUCGUACGGGCUGGUUGGAGACCUGGCAACGGAAGUUUACCGAAGAAGCACCACAGUAA